AUGAAUGACGGAAUUUCAAGCUCAACAGCCUCUUCGAUUGACGAAAAAACAAACUCAUCGGAUUCGGCAGCCUCUACCAAAGGUCUUGAGCUUUCACCAGUCACCCUUAAGCAGGAAUCAGGAGUUCGACAAAUCCUUCUUGCACACAACUCCAUUCUUGAUGCACUGUCGAAUGGAAACCCUGUUUUUAUUAAUGUCGAUCCAACCCUCCUUUUCAAGAAUAUUGAAAAGAACCUGUGUCACAACUGCUUGACUUUCCCAUCACCUGGACUAGAGAGUCUCUUUUCAAAAUCACCAUAUGCACUACUACUGCUUCAAAUGAAAUUUGUCGAAUUGACCAAAGAGAUUGGAGAGAUUCUCAACGAAGAUUGGAUCACCUAG
Molecule: messenger RNA, 381 nt
Organism: Lobosporangium transversale
Lineage: Eukaryota; Fungi; Mortierellomycota; Mortierellomycetes; Mortierellales; Mortierellaceae
Exons: 2
Coding region: 1-381 (126 amino acids)
Source: RefSeq, a predicted model, not a curated record